CAGCGUCCUAGCCCGUGCUAAGCUCAUGUGCCGAGGACCCGCCGCCAGACUACCGCUAGCCGCACGGCACCUCACCGUCACCGUCGCCCUCCUGCUGCCGCUGCUUUCCCCCGCCCAGUCCUUGGUGUAGCCCUGCUGAGGGCUGUUUGUUUCUAGUGGUGGGUGGAGUACUUCUGUCCAGCAGCCAUGUCGGGCUUCAAUCUGCUGCAUCUAAUAACCAAGAGUCAGCCUGUAACACUGAGGUCCUGCAGUCUUCCCUCAGGAGCAUGUAGGACCAAAAAGACAUGGCCAGUGAGCUUCUCUCAGGAGGAGUUGAAGAAGCGCCUUACACCGAUGCAGUUCCACAUUACCCAAGAAAGAGGAACUGAGAGUGCGUUCACUGGUGAGUUCACACAUCAUAAAGAUGAGGGGACCUACACUUGUGUUGUCUGCGGGGCCCAGCUGUUCAGCUCAAACACUAAAUUUGACUCAGGAUCAGGUUGGCCAUCCUUCUUUGACCUUGUGAAGGAGGAGUCCAUAACUCUGUCAGAUGAUUUCUCCUAUGGGAUGCACAGAGUGGAGACUACCUGCAGCCAGUGUGGAGCUCAUCUGGGACACCUGUUUGACGAUGGACCAAGACCCACAGGGAAACGCUACUGCAUUAACUCGGCCUCACUGGCUUUCCAGCCCAAAGACACGGCCCCCUCCGCCUCCAGCUCCGCGGCCGAGGGUGGAGCUGCAAGCAGCUCAGUGAGCGAGGGCAAGACAGAGCUCUGAAAGACCGACUUGGGAACCACAGCUGAUUGAUGGCUGUGCCUGUGUAGGGGGAGUCCAAGGGUUCAAAUACAUAAAAUAGUUAGGAGAUCUGUGUUUCGGAUUGACAAAGUAAAGAGAGAGAGAGGUGAUUAUAUUGUGAGAUGAAGGUGGGUGCUCGGGCGUCAGACACAGACCACUUACUCUGAUGUAUAAUCUGUCACAAGGAAAAGUGCAUGUUUUCCAAAACAGCUAUUUUGUAGUCAGCAAAAGCUGCAAGACUCACUGCAUACAUUUAUUGCCUUAAGGGGAACUUUCAGUAUUUGUCAACCUGCGUGUUGUUCUCAGAUUUUCCUCCGUUAUGAAUAUUGGCCGUGAUAACAUUGUAGAGAUUUGGGACCAGGGGAGCAGGAAGAGGCCUUGGUUUGCUCUGCAGUGUGCCGCAGGAGCUCAGAGGGACGACUCUGUGUUUACAUUCGAUAUGAUUCAAAGAAAAGCGCUUGAGGUGAUUUCUGUUAGAUUGAUGCUUUUAGAAGGCUAGCGGAGGCUCGCGCUUUUUGCCCCAUUUGACGUUGGUCUUGCUGGUAUCUGCAUUUACCAUCUGUCUACAACAGGAGUUGUAAACAUGUAAAUCAUGUAACAUCCAUGUUGACAAAUACUGGACUUUUCUCCCUUUGAUUUCCUAGGUCUGGGGUAGUAGCAUUUGGUCUGCCUAUUUAAUCAUGGAUGAAGUGCUAUGUUGUAGACACACACACACACACAUAAAAUAUAUAACUGUAUUCUAUAUUGAAGUUAUCUUUGAUACUGAGAUGACGAUAUCAACUAUGCAAGUGCCCCUGUCACCAGUGACACAGGCAGUAACGGAGCUGUGAUAGAUGGCGCCUUGUUGUGGACAAACACUGUCCUGUGGCCUUUAGGUCACUUCCUGUAUUUGUUCCGUUUUUAGUCCUUUGCAUUAGGAAAUAUUUUCAGUUAUUGUUCACAGUUUGCAUUAAAACAGUUAAUAAAAAUAAAAUAUCUAGAAACCA
Messenger RNA from Xiphias gladius (swordfish), 1760 nucleotides. RefSeq names its product methionine sulfoxide reductase B3 (gene msrb3). Gene Ontology annotation, cellular component: cytoplasm. Gene Ontology annotation, biological process: protein repair; response to oxidative stress. Bases 187 to 756 code for a protein of 189 amino acids. The record is from RefSeq and is a predicted model, not a curated record. Gene Ontology annotation, molecular function: peptide-methionine (R)-S-oxide reductase activity. The transcript has 7 exons. Lineage: Eukaryota; Metazoa; Chordata; Actinopteri; Istiophoriformes; Xiphiidae.